AUGGAUGAAGGCACAGAAGUUUCGACUGAUGGAAAUUCCUUGAUCAAGGCUGUGCAUCAGAGCCGGCUUCGCCUCACAAGACUUUUGCUAGAAGGUGGUGCCUACAUCAAUGAGAGCAAUGACCGCGGAGAAACGCCUUUAAUGAUUGCUUGUAAGACCAAACACAUCGACCAGCAGAGCGUCGGUAGAGCCAAGAUGGUUAAAUACCUUCUAGAGAACAGUGCUGACCCCAACAUCCAGGACAAAUCCGGGAAAAGCGCUCUGAUGCACGCAUGCUUAGAAAGAGCUGGCCCGGAAGUGGUUUCCCUGCUCCUCAAGAGUGGGGCGGACCUCAGCUUGCAGGACCAUUCUGGUUACUCAGCUCUGGUUUAUGCUAUAAAUGCAGAGGACAGAGAUACCCUGAAAGUCCUCCUUAGUGCUUGCCAGGCUAAAGGGAAAGAGGUCAUUAUCAUAACGACAGCGAAGUCGCCCUCUGGGAGGCACACCACCCAGCAGUACCUCAACAUGCCUCCCGCGGACAUGGAUGGGAGCCAUCCUCCAGUCACGCCUUCAGAAAUUGACAUCAAAACUGCCUCAAUGCCAUUGUCAUAUUCUUCCGAGACAGACCUGACACUUUUUGGCUUUAAAGAUAAGGAGUUUUCUGGAAACAGCGAUAAUACCUGGGACCCGGACUCUCCUCGGCAGAAGCCUGUGAUGACCCCUAACGGGCCCAAGCUAUCCCAGGUUGGGUCAGGCUGGAUCAAGAAUACCCCAUCAUUAAAGCACCAGGCCCGAGUGGCCUCCUUGCAAGAGGAGCUCCAAGAUAUCACGCCAGAGGAGGAAAUAGCUUACAAGACCAACGCGCUGGCGCUGUCCAAGCGCUUUAUCACCAGACAUCAGAGCAUCGAUGUUAAAGACACCGCACACUUGCUCAGGGCCUUUGACCAGGUCAACUCAAAGAAGACGUCAUAUGAUGAACUAAAUUACCACCCUUUGUUUCCGGAAGGAAACCAGCCAUGCAUGGAAAUUCCCGCUGACCAGGACCCAGACCCUAACCAGACCCUCUUCGCCUCCACUUUAAGAAGUAUAGUUCAAAAGCGAAACUCGGGAGCCAGUCACUACAGCUCUGAUUCUCAGCUCUCAGACGGUGUUCCGCCUCCGAACACAGAAGAAGGCAAAGCUGGAAAGAAAAAGAUCUUUGCGCCAUCUCCUUCCUUGCCCAAAGAAUUAAUGGAGACUGGCCCUCCGGGUCCCCUGAGCAGGAGGAACCACGCGGUUUUAGAAAGGCGGGGUUCUGGAGCGUUUCCCAUCGAUCACAGCCUCGGGCAGAGUAGACCCGGCUUUCUGCCCCCCUUAAAUGUAAAUCCUCACCCUCCUAUCACAGACGUCGGUGUCAACAGCAAGAUCUGCAGCCUGCUUUCCUGUGGCCAAAAAGCGCUUAUGCCAACUGUUCCUAGUUUCCCGAAGGAAUUCAAAAACAAAAAGAUGUUGUUAAGACGACAGUCUCUGCAGACAGAACAAAUUAAGCAGUUAGUAAAUUUUUAAGAGAUGGCUAGAAAACACAUCAUGUCCAAACGUCUGUAUCAGAAAAAGAUAGGCUUAGAGAAGAAAUCUUAACUGUAUCCUUUCAAGUUUUAGCUAGUGCAUCACGGCUAGGCAGAUGAAAAUAUAGUGUAUUUUGUGUUAGGUACUGUGAGCACACCAUAAUAUAUAGCUUCCGAGGAAAUUCUAACAAAAUGAAAGCCGUUUUUCUCAAAACUUCCAGUAUUUAUCGACUUUCAUGUGGUCCAAGUUUUCCAUCUAAACAAAAAUGCUCCAAGAAAGAAAGGUACCUAUGCUAGAAACGAUUUUUAAAAUUUCAGAUUGGCCUCAUGUUCUAUUAUGAAACAAUGUUUUCAAGUUAGUAAUUUUGUCAACACUUUAUGUCAACAAGGUUGUAAUUUUCCGUGAUGUCAAAAUCACCAAAGAAACCCUGACAUCAGUGAAGCUAAACUAUAAGGGAAGGAUGAACAGAUUCUUUAAAAAUGUUGACUCAGACAGGUGAAAGUCUUAUUUUAAAAAUGUAACAUGAAAAACUAGUUAGAGCAACCGCUGCUCAUAAUGGCUGCCAUACCUGCAUCA
Alexandromys fortis (reed vole) is the source of this 2100-nucleotide messenger RNA. RefSeq names its product ankyrin repeat domain 34B (gene Ankrd34b). The record is from RefSeq and is a predicted model, not a curated record. Gene Ontology annotation, molecular function: protein binding. The coding region runs from base 1 to 1524 and encodes 507 amino acids. NCBI's taxonomy places the organism in Eukaryota, Metazoa, Chordata, Mammalia, Rodentia, Cricetidae. The transcript has a single exon.